CCUGAGCCAGCGAUUGCUGGCGACUUUUGCGUUCAACUUUCCAAUUGCCCCUCCACGGUUUCUCUCCAGUCAGACGAGAACCAAUUUUGGUCGCAAGAGCAUCUUUGUUGUCUGUUUACUGCGGUCUCCUUUUGUUCUUUUGUCGUUCUGCCCGCGUCAAAACAAAGGACUGUCCCGCCGAGCUCGAUAUCCAUUAGACGAAACAACCAUUUUCAUUCAUAAAUCAUUGCGCACAUUAUUGAAUUUUCGAUUGGGAUUCAUCGCAUAGCGAUCUCUCAUAAUAUCACCCCUCACUUGAACGUCGAGUCGCGCAUCGUUUUCAUACCGGAAUAGAAAUCACCACCACCCGCGCAAACCGUCGCAAUGCCACCAAAGACAGGAAAAGGCCGUAAAGUCGUCUCAGAACCGCGAUCGCGCCCCAGCACCGGCGACGGAGAAGCAGGCCCAUCAUCAAAACCGCAACAAACCGCGUCGCCAGCAAACAAAAGGAAACCCAAGGCUUCCACUUCCGGAGAAGCAAGAGACAAGCGGCCAUCGGGAGUAACAAAAACACCAAAGGCAGCAAAGACAGCAAUAACAUCAGACGUCCAACCCGGCGACCCAACCCCCCAAGGCCGUUCACGCCGCUACAAACCCGGAACCGUCGCUCUAAAAGAAAUCCGCAAAUACCAACGCUCCUUCGACCUCCUCAUCCAAAAGCUCCCCUUCGCGCGCCUCGUCCGUGAAGUCGCCCUGGAACUGCUCCCCGCAGACGUAGGCGAACAGCUCCGGUGGCAGUCGCAUGCGAUCCAAGCACUACAAGAAGCCGCAGAGGCAUUCCUCGUCCAUUUAUUCGAAGAUACUAAUUUGUGUGCUCUGCAUGCUAAGCGCGUGACUAUUAUGCAAAAGGAUAUCCAGCUUGCACGGAGGAUUCGUGGUGCUUGGGGUGGAUUGGGAUGAUUUGUUUUCCGGCAUUCUAUUUUUUGUAUUUAUUCCCGUGAUUUCUUCUUUCCUCUGGUUGAUUGUUAUCAUAUCCGACCAUCAGCCUUUCGAGCUGUAUGGGGUUGGUACAUGGCGUCUUGUUGAGUGACGGAGUCAAUCGGUCUGCUGUCUUUUUCUCUUUAUUAUUAUUAUUAUUAUUUUUUUUUUUUCUUUUUUUUUUUUUUUUUU
Molecule: messenger RNA, 1149 nt
Organism: Aspergillus glaucus CBS 516.65
Lineage: Eukaryota; Fungi; Ascomycota; Eurotiomycetes; Eurotiales; Aspergillaceae
Product: histone H3 family protein
Exons: 2
Coding region: 364-939 (191 amino acids)
Cellular component (GO): nucleosome
Molecular function (GO): structural constituent of chromatin; protein heterodimerization activity; DNA binding
Source: RefSeq, a predicted model, not a curated record